AUGGCAGGCAAGUUAGCUGGGAACAAUUCAAGACAAGCCUUGGGUGAAUCUUCGGAUCAGAUGGUGGUGACUCCGUUUGAAGUCUCUGCGAAAGAGGGUGAGAAGAUCGAUUACAACAAGCUUAUUGACAAAUUUGGGUGCCAAAGGAUCAAGGAGUCGCUGAUUGAUCGUGUUGAAAGUCUGACUGGUCGUCAACCACACGUAUUCCUCCGCCGCGGUGUAUUCUUCGCCCACAGGGAUUUGGAUGUCAUAUUGGACGCCGGAGCAAAGUUUUAUCUCUACACAGGGAGAGGACCUUCCUCGGAGGCUUUGCAUUUGGGGCACUUGAUUCCUUUCAUGUUUACCAAAUACUUGCAAGAAGCUUUCAAGGUCCCCCUUGUUAUACAGCUCACGGACGAUGAGAAAUUCACGUGGAAGAACAACUUAUCCGUCGAGGAAACUAAAAGACUAGCUAGAGAGAACGCCAAGGAUAUCAUUGCUUGUGGAUUUGAUGUCACAAAGACUUCCUUUUCUCGGAUUUCGACUAUCUUGGAGGGUAAUGCUUUCUAUGAGAAUAUGGUUAAGAUUGGAAGGUGCCUUGGAUAUAAUAAGGCUAAGGAGAUGUUUGGCUUUUCCGGUGAUGAUUAUAUUGCAAAGCUCAGUGUUCCUUUGGUGCAAGCAGCUCCGUCUUUUGCGAGCUCAUUCCCACAAUUGUUCCCUGGCAAAGGCAAUCUCCGUUGCUUGAUUCCUUGUGCAGUCGACCAGGAUUCCUGUUUUAGAAUGGCUCGUGAUUUUGCACCUCCGCUAGGCUAUAGGAAGCCUGCUUUGAUUGAGUCAUCAUUUUUUCCUGCUCUCCAGGGAGUGCAUGUAAAAGUAUCUGCUAGUGAUCCAGAUUCCGCUAUCUAUUUGACUGAUACCGCCAAGGCUAUUGCCAGAAAGAUAAACAAAAAAGCGUUUAGUGGUGGGAAAGACAGCGAGAAGGAGCAUAUCGAAUUCGGAGCAAAUCUCGAGAAAGACAUACCGUUCAAGUAUUUGAGUUUCUUCCUCGAAGAUGAUAUUGAGCUUGAACAAAUUAGAAAGGAGUAUGGAGAAGGUCCGAAGCUACCCGGAGGAGAACAAAGGAUGAUGACCGGAGCUGUAAAGAAGCGAGUCGCUCAAGUGUUGACACAAGUCGUGGAGAGACACCGCAGGGCUCGAGCUGACGUUACCGAGGAGCUGGUGGAUGCAUUCAUGGCCGUGAGACCUCUCCCAACCAAGUCUGAAGCUUGGGAGCAAGUGGAGAGUCCACGAGGGAAGAUGAAGAUGGAUGACGACAAGCUUAUUGACGAGUCACUGAUUGAUCGUGUUAAAAGACUGACUGGUCGUGAACCACACGUAUUCCUCCGCCGUGGUGUCUUUAACUCCCACCAGGAUUUCAAUGAGAUAUUAGAUGCGUACGAAGGAGGAGAGAUGUUCUAUCUCUUCAGUGGCAGAGGAGCUUCAUCGGAAGCUUUGCGUAUAGGGGAUUUGAUUCCUCUCAUGUUUACCAAAUACUUGCAAGAAGCUUUCGGCGUUCCUGUUGUUGUACAGCUCAGGGAUGAUGGCGAUUGCUCAUUAUCAGAUGAGGAAGUUCGAAGACGUGCCAGGGAAAGUGCGAAAGAUAUCAUUGCUUGUGGAUUCGAUGUAACAAAUACGUUCAUUUUCUCGGAUCUCGGCUAUAUUGGCGGUGCUUUCUACAAGAAUAUGGUCAAGAUUGGACAGUGCGUUACAGUUAAUAAGGCAAGGGGAAUCUUUGGCUUUUCCGAUGAAGAUUGUCUCUCGAAAUACUCUUUUCCUCCUGUUCAGGCAUCUCCAUCUUUUCCGAGCUCAUUUCCACAUUUGUUCUCUGGCAUGGACAAGCUCCCUUGUCUGAUUCCUUGUGCAAUUGACCAGGAUCCUUAUUUUAGAAUGACUCGUGAUGUCGCGCCCCGGUUAGGCUUUAGCAAGCCUUCUCUAAUUGAGUCAACAUUUUUUCCUGGUCUGCAGGGAUUUAACGGAAAAAUGUCUGCGAGUGAUCCAAAUUCCGCUAUCUAUGUCACUGAUACCGCGGAGGAUAUUGCAUACAAGAUAAACAAAUGUAAGCAGCAGACCGACAAGGAGUGUAGAGAUCUCGAGGAAGACAUACCGUUCCAGUAUUUGAGUUUCUUCCUCGAAGAUGAUGAUGAACUUGAACGCAUUCGAAAGGAUUAUGGAGAAGGAAAAAUGUUACCUGGAGACGUAAAGAAGCGACUCAUUGAAGUGUUGACAAGCAUUGUGGAGAGACAUCGUAGUGCUCGAGCUGCCGUUACUGAUGAGAUGGUUGAUACCUUCAUGGCCGUGAGACUUGUCCCAACCAUAUCAUAG
This is a messenger RNA of Microthlaspi erraticum, 2340 nucleotides long. The record is from the annotation of a GenBank genome assembly. NCBI's taxonomy places the organism in Eukaryota, Viridiplantae, Streptophyta, Magnoliopsida, Brassicales, Brassicaceae.